AUGCGUGAUUUCUUGUUGCCCGAUGCCAUGGAUCUUAGCUCGUCAUCAGAUGACACAACAAACACAAACACCAACACCAACUCAAACAGCAGCAGCAUCGUUAAUACUCAUCAACAGCCAUUCUCUGCGACAUCACCUACACUGUCUCAAUCGAGUUCAGAGGACGAUAGUUCACUAUCGCCCACACUUGCCAAAUCAUUCCUCUCACCUCUCAACUUCACAACCUGUCCGUCAUCAACGCGCUCACCAAACAAGAAGAAUCAAUCAUACUCUGUCUCCACAUACUACUCAAGUUGCGAGAUGCCAGACAUGAGUGAGUCGUCCGAUGAUCAAAGCAACAACACUCUCCAAGUGGCCAGUACCACCCCAAAGAUACCUCAGCCAAAGAAGCACAAAUCAUGUAUACUUCCUCAGUUUUUGCAACUGAGAUGGAACCAUGCACCAAAGAAGGUGUUGGUCAUUCACAAGAACCUUGAUGUUAAUGUGUUGGCAGCGACAAAGCCAUUGAUACAGUUUCUCUCAGAGUUGAACAUCACGACGUACUUGGAGAAGGAGAACUUGUCAUCAUGUCCAACGGCACAAUCAUUGUCAGACAUCAAGGAUCCCUCUUUCAUCGACUUUAUCAUUUGUCUCGGUGGCGAUGGCACCAUCUUACACACAUCAUCACUCUUCCGCACAUUCAUGCCACCCAUCCUACCAUUCAACAUGGGAUCACUUGGAUUCCUGACAUCCUUUGAUUACCCAUCAUACAAAGAGAACAUUAGAGCGGUAGUUGAAGGGAAAUACUACGUCUCCUAUCGACUCCGAAUCCAGGCAAACGUCAUCUCCUCAAGGGGAGUGCCGGGUCCAACCAACCAAGUAUUAAACGAAGUGACUAUCGAUAGAGGCAACAACCCAUACCUUUCAAAUCUGGAGUGUUCUUGCGAUGACAAGCUGAUAACAAUUGUACAGGCAGAUGGACUUAUCAUUGCAACUUCGACUGGCUCUACUGCAUACUCACUCUCUGCUGGAGGAUCAUUGGUGCAUCCAACUCUGCCGGCAGUCCUCAUCACUCCUAUAUGUCCACACACUCUCUCCUUCCGACCAAUCAUCCUUCCAUCCACAUCCACACUGGUGAUACGCGUAUCCGAGACGAGUAGAUGCACGGCAUGGUGUUCAUUCGAUGGAAAGAACAGGCAGGAGCUGCACCAAGGUGACUCUGUAGUGAUCAAGACAUCAAAGUGGGCAGUACCAGUCAUAUGUAAGACUAACGAAAGCAACGAAUGGUUUGAGAAGCUGGCAAAGAACCUCAAUUGGAAUGUCAGAAGUGUACAAAAGUCGUUCAAUCCUUAA
Messenger RNA from Acytostelium subglobosum LB1, 1332 nucleotides. RefSeq lists its product as hypothetical. The transcript has 4 exons. Lineage: Eukaryota; Evosea; Eumycetozoa; Acytosteliales; Acytosteliaceae. Gene Ontology annotation, biological process: NAD+ metabolic process; NADP+ biosynthetic process. The coding region runs from base 1 to 1332 and encodes 443 amino acids. Gene Ontology annotation, molecular function: NAD+ kinase activity. The record is from RefSeq and is a predicted model, not a curated record.